UUGAAUCACUUCCUGACUAAGCCCUGCCAAAGCGGGAAAGUACUUCAGAAGUUACUUUUCCAAGUCCUGCAAGACAAGAGGCUAUUUUAAGAGGUUGGAGGUGCGUUUAUUUCGGCCAGAAAAUUGAGUUAUGGAGCAAGACCGCUGCAACGCAGCUCCCGUGCAGAAUGGGUCUGAGGCUGCAGCCCCCUGCACGAAAAGAGACGACUACCUGGAGUGGCCUGAAUAUUUCAUGGCUGUUGCAUUCCUGUCAGCUCAAAGAAGCAAGGAUCCAAGCUCUCAGGUCGGGGCCUGCAUUGUGAGCCCCGAAAACAAAAUUGUGGGCAUCGGCUAUAAUGGAAUGCCUAAUGGAUGCAACGAUGACCUGCUUCCCUGGAAUCGGACCGCGGCGAACAGGCUGGAUACCAAAUACCCUUACGUGUGCCACGCGGAGCUGAAUGCAAUUAUGAACAAGAACUCAGCUGACGUGAAGGGGUGCACGAUGUACGUUGCCUUGUUCCCCUGUAACGAAUGCGCAAAACUCAUCAUCCAAGCAGGUGAGGAACUGACUGUGUCAGCUUUGGCAGAUUUCUAAUGCAGCGUGAUUUUA
Lepisosteus oculatus (spotted gar) is the source of this 589-nucleotide messenger RNA. The record is from RefSeq and is a predicted model, not a curated record. NCBI's taxonomy places the organism in Eukaryota, Metazoa, Chordata, Actinopteri, Semionotiformes, Lepisosteidae.